Microsporum canis CBS 113480 is the source of this 678-nucleotide messenger RNA. RefSeq names its product regulator of ribosome biosynthesis. Lineage: Eukaryota; Fungi; Ascomycota; Eurotiomycetes; Onygenales; Arthrodermataceae. Gene Ontology annotation, molecular function: protein binding. The coding region runs from base 1 to 678 and encodes 225 amino acids. Gene Ontology annotation, biological process: ribosome biogenesis; ribosomal large subunit export from nucleus; ribosomal large subunit biogenesis. The transcript is spliced from 2 exons. The record is from RefSeq and is a predicted model, not a curated record. Gene Ontology annotation, cellular component: preribosome, large subunit precursor; nucleus; nucleolus.
AUGGCGAAUUCCACAGCUGAGCCAAAGGCGAAAUCCAAGACAAAGCCCGAAAGACUGCCGAUAACAGUCGAAAAGCCCACGCCCUAUGUAUUCGACCUAGGAAACCUCAUGGCCCUAGAUGCGAACCCAAUUGAUCUUCCUCAGUCCGCCAGAACUUCACCGCUAGUAUUAAACCAGGCUCUUAAAGCGACAGCUCGCGACGGCGCCCAGUGCCUUGUCAACCAGCUCCUUACCACAUGCCCGAUAACCACCUCCAUGCAUGAGGGAGUGCUUCUCACCCUUCCACGCCCAACAACCAUGGUACCACGUUUCAAACCACUUCCCACACCCAAACCACCUACCAAAUGGGAGCUGUUCGCCCGCAAGAAAGGAAUUGGCCAGUAUAAUACCAAGAUUGGUAGUGGCUUAGCCGACACAGAACGAAAGAAGAAUCUAGUUUAUGAUGAAGAGAAGGGUGAGUGGGUGCCCAAGUGGGGAUAUAAGGGGAAGAACAAGGCGUCUGAGAACGACUGGCUGGUGGAAGUGGAUGAUUCAAAAUGGAAGAAGGAGGAACAAAUGAACAAGGAGGGGAAGUCAAUUAGAAACGAGGGUAGAAAAGAGCGAAUGGAGCGGGCGAGAAGGAACGAGAGAAAGAUGAGGGCUAAUGAGCGCAAAGCCAGAGCUGGAAAAUCGAAAUAA